AACAUGGGCGAGAGGCUGGAGCUGCGGCUCAAGUCGCCCGUGGGAGCCGAGCCGGCCGUCUACCCGUGGCCCCUGCCGGUCUACGACAAACACCACGAUGCUGCUCACGAAAUCAUUGAGACAAUUCGGUGGGUCUGCGAAGAAAUUCCAGACCUGAAGCUUGCUAUGGAAAACUAUGUUUUAAUUGACUAUGAUACUAAAAGCUUUGAAAGCAUGCAGAGGCUUUGUGACAAAUACAACCGCGCCAUCGAUAGCAUUCACCAGCUGUGGAAAGGAACCACGCAGCCCAUGAAACUGAACACCCGCCCCACCAAUGGGCUCCUGCGCCACAUCCUGCAGCAAGUCUAUAACCACUCGGUGACCGACCCCGAAAAACUCAACAACUAUGAACCCUUUUCCCCGGAGGUGUAUGGCGAAACUUCCUUUGACCUGGUUGCUCAGAUGAUCGAUGAGAUAAAAAUGACCGAGGAUGACCUGUUUGUAGACUUGGGCAGCGGUGUGGGCCAAGUCGUUCUUCAGGUAGCAGCGGCCACAAACUGCAAGCAUCACUAUGGCGUGGAGAAAGCAGAUAUUCCGGCCAAAUAUGCGGAGACGAUGGACAAAGAAUUCAGAAAGUGGAUGAAAUGGUAUGGGAAAAAACAUGCAGAUUACACACUGGAAAGAGGCGACUUCCUCUCGGAGGAAUGGCGGGAGAGGAUCGCAAACACAAGUGUUAUUUUUGUGAACAACUUUGCCUUUGGACCUGAGGUGGAUCAUCAGCUGAAGGAGCGAUUCGCAAACAUGAAGGAAGGUGGUCAGAUUGUAUCCUCGAAACCUUUUGCACCGUUGAACUUUAGAAUAAACAGUCGAAACUUGAGUGAUAUCGGCACUAUUAUGAGAGUCGUAGAACUGUCACCACUCAAAGGGUCUGUCUCAUGGACUGGGAAACCUGUUUCUUACUACCUGCAUACUAUUGAUCGGACCAUACUUGAAAACUACUUCUCUAGUCUCAAAAAUCCAAAACUCAGGGAGGAACAAGAGGCAGCUAGACGUCGCCAGCAACGAGAAAGCAAGAGCAACACCACCACGCCAACAAAGGCCCAAGAGACCAAGGACUAUGGUGCUGAAGAAGAGGCCGCCCCCGGGGCCAACGCCAUCAAAAAGCCAUCUCCGUCCAAAGCCCGCAAGAAGAAGCUGAGCAAGAAGGGGAGGAAAAUGGCCGGCAGGAAGCGCGGGCGCCCCAAGAAGAUGAACAUUGUGAGCUCAGAGCGGAAGCCCAAGAGGAACCAGGCGGCCCUGGAGCUCCUCCACGCUCAGACUGUUUCGCAGGCCUGCUCGUCUUCUCCUCAGGAUGCUUACAGGUCACCUCGUAGUCCGUAUUACCAACUACCUCCUAAAGUGCAGCGGCAUUCGUCAAACCAGCUGUUGGUGACCCCCACCCCGCCUGCACUCCAGAAGCUGCUAGAUUCGUUCAAGAUCCAGUACAUGCAGUUCAUGACGUACAUGAAGACUCCUCAGUAUAAAGCGAACCUUCAGCAGCUGCUGGAACAGGAAAAGGAGAAGAAUACUCAACUUCUGGGGAAGGCCCAACAGUUGUUUACUCACUGCCAGGCUCAGAAGGAAGAAAUCAAGCGGUUGUUCCAGCAGAAACUGGAUGAGCUGGGUGUUAAGGCACUGACGUACAACGACCUUAUCCAGGCUCAGAAGGAGAUCUCUGCUCACAACCAGCAGCUGAAGGAGCAGACCAAGCAGCUGGAGAAAGACAAUGGCCAGCUCAGGAACCAGAGUUUGCAGCUGCUGAAGGCCAGGUGCGAAGAGCUGAAGCUGGACUGGUCGACGCUGUCGCUGGAGAAUCUGCUCAAGGAAAAGCAAGCACUGAAAAACCAGAUCUCUGAGAAACAGAAGCAUUGCUUGGAGCUGCAGAUCAGCAUCGUGGAGCUUGAGAAGAGUCAGCGGCAGCAGGAGCUGCUGCAGCUGAAGUCCUACAUGCCUCCUGACGACUCGCUCGCCCACCCACGCCACAAGCGCCACCCGAGCCGAGAGGCGGAGCCCGAUCACAGCACCUUCCACCCCGAGCUGGAGUGCUCCAAGUUCCCUGCGGGCCCCCACCUGAACGGCAUGAGCCCCGAGCUGUCCAUGAACGGCCACGCCACGCCCUACGAGAUCCACGCCGCUCUUGGCCGCCCGGCCUCCUCGUCCUCCUCGUCCUCCUCCUCCAAGCAGGGCACCCCCCAGUAUCCGGCUUCCCACCUGGACCAAGACAUAGUCCCCUGCACGCCCAGCCACAGCGGCAGGCAGAAGCCGGACAAGGCCUCUAGCUUGUCCUUGCCGGAUUACACCCGCUUCUCCCCGGCCAAGAUCGCCCUCCGCAGGCAUCUGAACCAGGACCACGUGGGCAGCGGGAAAGCAGCGCCCGCUGAGAACCACCAGAGGACUGAGCACGUGAAAGAGAACGGCCUCACCUUUUCAAGCCCUGCGAUGCCAAACGGCCUGAAGAUGAGCCCUCAGGAACCCCAGCCCCCUUCUCCAGCAGCCUUGUCAGUAGCCAGUGAGAAGGCUUUGCGAGAGAGGACGUCCGCGAGUAACGGGGAGACCAUCACCAGCCUUCCCAUCAGCAUCCCCCUGAGCACAGUGCACCCCAAUAAACUCCCCGUUAGUAUCCCCCUGGCCAGCGUAGUCCUACCUAGCCGUAUUGAGAAGGUGAGAAGCACCCCCAGCCCCGUCCACCAGAUCCGAGACUCCUUUUCGACACUUGAAAAACAAUAUGGUGCUAGUUCUCAUAACGGCAUUAGCAGUGCCGCCGGUGGAAAGAUGCCACCUUUGGCUACCUCAGGUUUUUCUUACAUGUCUGGCUCCAUGGCGAUCAAUGGGGCGUUCCCAAGCAGCCCCGCCCCACUGAACCCCACCAUCGACCACGCGGCCCUGGAGGACGCCUCCAGCUCGGGAAGCCUGUUCAACUCAGUGGUGGGGUCCCGGAGCUCCACCCCACAGCAGCCCUCGUUCCUGGCCAUGCCCUCCCGGGCCUCAGCCCAGAGCUCGCCCGCCCACCAGCACUCGGCCAGCCCCAGGCUCAACGGCGCCCCCCAGGGCCUGGCUGGCGUCCUGCAGUACGUGGACUCCCAGAAGGCACUGGCCGAGGGCGGCGGCGGCACCAGGGGCGACCCGCAAGGGAUGGAGCCAGCCUUCUCCGACCCCGAGAGCGAGGGGAAGAGGAGGUUCAUCUUCACCAUUUCACCUGCCACCGGGACCGUCAAGCACUGCCCACCCAGCAAGCACAGCGCCCUCACGGCAGGCAUCCGGGCAGAGUGCGGCCAAGACGGGAAGAAGCGCGGACGGAGGAAGCGGUCCUCCACAGGGGCACCGGGCACCAACUCCGGUGUGUCGCCCAAGCGCAAACCGCUGCCUGCGGUGGCUGGGCUCUUUGCUCAGCCUUCGGGGUCUCCCCUCAAUAUCAACUCCAUGGUCAGUAACAUUAACCAGCCUUUAGAAAUAACAGCCAUUUCUUCCCCUGAAAACUCCCUGAAGAACUCUCCUGUUCCCUAUCAGGACAGCGACCAGCCCCCCGUGCUGAAAAAGGAGAAGCCCCUGACCCAGAGCAAUGGCAUCCAUUACUCGCCGCUGACUUCUGAUGAGGAGCAGGGCUCAGAGGAUGACCACAACAGCACCAGAAUUGAGAGAAAAAUCGCGACGAUAUCACUGGAAAGCAAAUCUCCGCAGAAGCCGAUGGAGAACAGCAUGAGCUUAGCCGGGAGGAAGCAGGCCAGCGAAAACAUGAACAGCAGCAAGUGGAAGUCGACCUUCUCUCCCAUUUCCGACAUCAACCUGACCAAAGCAGUGGACAGUCCUCUGCAGGCCCCGUCGCUGAGCCAGAACUCCCUUUUCGCCUUCCGACCGCCCUCCGAGGACGGCUCGGGGGGCGACAACAAGGUCUCGGCCCACCCAAGGAAGCACGGGGCCUCGGCCGCCCUCGACGGACUCGGCCAGACCAUGAAUGGAUUUGCUUACAACAGCGGGCUUCCGGCCGACCUCGGUUUACAUAGCUUUAUUGACGGUGCUCCUCUCCCGCACAAGGCCGCUGCGGACGUGGCCGCGGCGCUGGCGGGCAGCUCGCCGCUGAGCUUCCUGGCGCAGCGCAGCAAGGAGGGCGGCGGGGUCUCCGAGACGAACCCCUUCCUGAGCAAAAGGCAUCUGGAGAGCCUGGGAGCUCUGGCCAAAGGGGAAGACUCCAACUGGCCCAGCGGCCUCAAGGGCAAAGACCCCGGCGAGCUGAGCGCCCGCCUGGGAGCCGCUUUGGACAAGUCCUCGGUGCUACACGGCAGCAAGGCCGGGAAGGGCAGGGAAAGGGAGGCCGUUGAGCUGAAGAACGGCCACAACCUCUUCAUCGCUGCCGCCACCGCCACCCCACCUGGCGGCCUGCUCAACGGCAAAGGCCUGUCUGUGGCCCCCACGGGCAGUUCUCCUUCCUCUGUGCCCACCUCCUCCUCCUCCAUGGUGGCUCACCCGUUCUUGAACUCGCUAACCACUGGCUCGCAGUUCCCCCUGGGCCCUAUGGUGACGAACUCUUCGGUACUGCAGUCCCUAUUCAGCUCCAUGCCAGCCGCCAGUCUGGUUCACGUCUCGUCGGCUGCCACCCGACUGACCAACUCUCACACGAUGGGCAGCUUCUCCCCUGGGGUGACAGGUGGAACAGUUGGAGGUAUUUUUAACCAUGUGGUGCCUUCUGCCUCCUCCUCCUCCUCCUCUUCUGCUCCCUCGCCUUCUCUUCCGUCUUUCUCCUCCUCUUCCUCCUCCCUCCACUUUGGCAGCAGCGCUGUCUCCAGCUGCGCCGCCGCCGCCGUUCUGAGCCUAAACCCUCUACAGGUGGCUCCCACCUCCCCAUCGUUCCACUCGCCCCCGUCCGGCGAGACGCAGCACCUCGCGCGAACCCUGGCGCACCCGUCCCGGCGCACCCCGCCUCCCAACGUCUCCUUGCCUCCGCCCCCUCCCCUCCUCGCCUCCAGCAGCGACCCCGUCCUCCUGCAGGCCUUCUCCUCCCUUCCAGGCUCCGAGGCUUUCUUGCCGCCCCCGUCCUCCUCUUCCCCCGCUAACUCCGCUUUGUCUAUUAAGCUAGCUUCUCUCCAGCACAAAUCCUCCCGCCCUUCCUUCACUGUCCACCACCCGCCUCUGCCCCGCUUGGCGCUAGCCCAGGCCGCGCCCGGGAUCCCGCAGCCCAGCGCCGCUGCCUCCGCCGCGCCCGCUAUGUGGGUCACGCUCGGCCUGCAGUCUCCUUACGCUUCGCACCUCCCCGGGGUUAAGCCGCGGUAAUGGGCUCGGCUUGACCCUUUAAGCGUUCGUGCUCCGUAAGGUAACUAAGGACCUUCUACCUCAACCCCCCACGUGACCUAUGCAAGGCCAGCCUGGACCAACGCCUCUCCACUUCCACUUGAAGGUGCUGCCCUCAACCGCUGUAGAGAGGGGCUUCUGCUCCUCCACCCCCCCCAUCUCUCUUUACUACUGGACACAUGCAGGAAAACCAGACGGGGAAAGAGACAGGCAAACGGAAUGGAACCCUUGAGUCCUAAGCCUAAAAGCCGGAAGAAAAUGCUACUGUGAAAUCUUAAGUGUAUAUGUGUUGUGUGUGUGUAUAUAUAUAUAUAUAUAUAUGUAUAUUAUAUUAUAUAAUAUAUAUGUAUAUGUAUAUCUCUCUCUUUCUAGAUAUAUUCAAACUGCAGAAGGCGACAACGGCCUCCGAUUUGUAUUGUUGAUAUAGUUUAGAUAUUUAUAUAUUUUUUAAAGUUUGAGAACACGUGUUUUCACAAAAGGCAACCCCCCCCUCCGCUCUUGUGUGUGUGUUCGUUCCACACAAACUCUUGGAACUGGGAAAAAAAACACGCCGGGAAAGGGGGGGGGAGAAGAGGAGGAGGAGGAGGAGGACUUUUAACAAACAAAAUACUGCUAAUAACAAAAGGACUGGCCAACACAAGCGGAGACACAUCCCAAAGGUUCUCUUGGUGCUAUCCGUACCCGACAGACGUGUGCCUCUCUGGGCCGAGCUCCCCGUGGUGCUUUCGUUUUUUCAUUUUUUUGUGGGGCGCAGAGGCCUGGUUGUUUGCGUGUUUGGGGGUGUGUGUGACCAAUACCAAGCCACACUGAUAUAUAGAGCGAGUCUGACUCUUCUUAAUUUAUUCCACCCGCUCCCACCAGAUGUCUGGUCCACUUCAUCGUCCGUGUCUCUUCCGCUCUGUAGCGAAGCCAAGGAAA
Podarcis raffonei (Aeolian wall lizard) is the source of this 6219-nucleotide messenger RNA. RefSeq names its product DOT1 like histone lysine methyltransferase (gene DOT1L). Gene Ontology annotation, biological process: regulation of transcription regulatory region DNA binding; DNA repair; DNA damage checkpoint signaling. The transcript is spliced from 29 exons. Lineage: Eukaryota; Metazoa; Chordata; Lepidosauria; Squamata; Lacertidae. Gene Ontology annotation, molecular function: histone H3K79 methyltransferase activity. The record is from RefSeq and is a predicted model, not a curated record. Bases 4 to 5283 code for a protein of 1759 amino acids. Gene Ontology annotation, cellular component: nucleus.